Messenger RNA from Neogale vison (American mink), 1884 nucleotides. RefSeq names its product bromodomain-containing protein 4-like. The transcript has a single exon. Gene Ontology annotation, molecular function: zinc ion binding; nucleic acid binding. The record is from RefSeq and is a predicted model, not a curated record. The coding region runs from base 196 to 1881 and encodes 561 amino acids. Lineage: Eukaryota; Metazoa; Chordata; Mammalia; Carnivora; Mustelidae. Gene Ontology annotation, biological process: virion assembly.
AGCGGGGCAUUUGGAGCUCGGCCGAUAUCGGAGGGAUACACGGCCUUAGUUGGAGAGGGGGAAUCCGGACCCCCUGAAUCUCCGCUUGAGUUUUUGCUUUCGGUUUGGCGCCAAAAUCGCGCAGCGCGUUUGUUUGUUCUGUGUCUGAGUCUAGUCUUUGUCUCUGUGAUAAUAACUCUUUUUUUUCUUGAAAUUAUGGGACAGACAGUGACUACUCCUUUAAGUCUGACCCUAAGCCACUGGAGCGACGUCCGAGACCGGGCAAACAACCAAUCGGUGGAAAUACGGAAAAAGAAAUGGGUCACCCUUUGUUCCUCCGAAUGGCCUACUUUCAAUGUGGGAUGGCCACGCGAUGGCACUUUUAACCUUGAUAUUAUUUCUCAGGUGGAAGCCAAAGUUUUCAGCCCCGGACCCCAUGGGCAUCCCGAUCAGGUGCCCUACAUCGUCACCUGGAGGGCUCUGGUUUCAGACCCCCCACUCUGGGUCCAGCCCUUUGUUCUCCUUCCCAAACCCUGCUCCUCCCCUAUCACCCCCACUGCGCCGCCUCCCCUAAAAGAGCAACUGUCCCACCCCCAAACCACGCCCUCCAGGGAGACUGCGCAACCCACCCCUCCCCCACCUACUCCCACUUCCUCUUCUCUUUACCCUGCCCUUACCCCACUCCAGGAUAAAUCCCCAAAACUUCCCAAGCCUGUUCAGCCUGCUCCCAAGCCUGUUCAGCCUGCUCCCGAGCCUGUUCAGUCUGCUCCCGUUUUGCCUCCAGACACUGAGUCCCCUCUUAUCGACCUGUUAACGGAAGAACCCCCUCCCUACCCGGAGGCCACAACAGAAGAGCGAAAGCCUAGUUCCCUGGCGUCACCCAUUGCGGGGCGACUCAGGGACCGACGUGCACAGCCACCAAGUCAAGUCUCCCAAGCUUUCCCCUUGAGGGAAGGUCCUAACGGUCGGCCACAGUACUGGCCCUUUACUGCUUCUGAUCUCUAUAACUGGAAGCAACAUAACCCUCCCUUCUCUAAGGACCCCGCCACCCUGACUAACUUGAUUGAAUCUAUUCUAGUUACCCAUCAACCCACUUGGGAUGAUUGUCAACAGCUGUUGCAGACUCUGCUGACCUCGGAGGAAAAGCAGAGAGUUCUUCUGGAAGCCCGAAAGAACGUACCGGGCGAUGACGGGCGACCAACCCAGUUGCCUAAUGAGAUCGACAUAGCUUUUCCCUUAACCCGCCCUAACUGGGACUUCGCCACUUCUGCAGGUAGGGAGCACCUUCGUCUCUAUCGCCAGUUGCUCAUAGCGGGUCUCCGAGCAGCCGCAAGGCGGCCCACUAAUUUGGCUCAGGUUAAGCAAGUAAUACAGGGAAGGGAAGAGACACCUUCUGCCUUUCUAGAGAGACUUAAGGAGGCUUAUAGGAUGUACACCCCGUAUGACCCUGAUGAUGAAGGGCAAGCAACUAGUGUAUCAAUGUCCUUUAUCUGGCAGUCAAGCCCUGAUAUUAGGGGCAAAUUACAGAGAUUAGAAGGGCUACAGGGGUAUACACUUUCUGACUUAUUAAAAGAGGCAGAAAAGGUGUUCAAUAAAAGAGAAACUCCGGAAGAGAAAGAGGAGAGAAUAUGGUUAAGAAUGAAAGAGGCACAGGAUGAAAGAGAUAAAAAGCGGAGCAGGGAAUUGACUAAGGUAUUGGCCACCGUAGUUACUCAGGGACAGGACAGAGAGGGAGUCAGGAUGGGAGAGCGAGAACGAAGAAGGACCAAAUUAGACAGAGACCAAUGUGCCUAUUGCAAGGAAAGAGGACACUGGGCCCGAGAGUGUCCCAGGAACCCCAAGAAUCUCAGAGGACCCUUGACGCCCAAACCAUUGACUUCCCUACUGACGUUGGAAGACUAGGGA